This is a messenger RNA of Oncorhynchus tshawytscha (Chinook salmon), 5711 nucleotides long. RefSeq names its product metabotropic glutamate receptor 4. Bases 1116 to 3881 code for a protein of 921 amino acids. Gene Ontology annotation, cellular component: membrane. Gene Ontology annotation, molecular function: adenylate cyclase inhibiting G protein-coupled glutamate receptor activity. The transcript is spliced from 11 exons. The record is from RefSeq and is a predicted model, not a curated record. Lineage: Eukaryota; Metazoa; Chordata; Actinopteri; Salmoniformes; Salmonidae. Gene Ontology annotation, biological process: regulation of synaptic transmission, glutamatergic; G protein-coupled glutamate receptor signaling pathway.
AAAUGAAGUGAAGGCUAAUGUAGCAGGUGGUCAAAUCUACGUAGCCUAAAUCAAAAAGAAUAUCAGCACCAUUAAGUGCAUGGCGCACUCUUUCUCGGCAUGUGGUGAAACUGGUGUGCGAUUGUUAAAUAUUUGUGAUUUUUAUCCCGUUAUCAGCAGCGGCAUUGAAACAGAAUUGAUAACAAUGGUUUUACCACAAUGAUAUGUGCAUUUUGCUGCUUAGCAUUAUGAUCAAAUUAAUUCAGUGGGCGCUGAGUGCACUCCAUCGAUUCGAGGGUGCUGUCUCCAUUCCGCGGGCGUGCAAUGUUUGCUUCUCAUUCAUCUUUAUUAUUAGGACAUGUCAGUAUAUGUUCUUUAAAGUUAAUAAGUGACUGUAACAUAACCGCUACUAAAUCCGCUGGUCAAUUCGAUUUAUCGGCAAUUAGCAGCAGGCAACGAAAGUUAGGCGAGUCCAGACUUUCAGCUCCACUUUCCACUGGACAGCGCUCGAGCAGCUGUGGAAUCGAGACAGCAAACGCAUGGAUUUCUUUGGGAUAUUUCAAACGAUGGAAGGAGUUUUUUGGAAGUGAGGUGGAGGACAUUCUUCAAGUGGCCUAAUCUACACCCUAUUACCAACAGGAACAAACAUUUUUGUUUAUUCUCACAUCAACAUGUUAGUGAAUUGGAUAUGGGUCAGUUCACACCGAGAAGAUUUUACCAGAGAAGGAUAAAGGGGAAUUCACUCAGCAGCCCGGGGACCUGAGCGGCCUGAACCCCCUCCCCCCCUGUGAGGGAUCUCCAUAGGCAGGGUGGUGAGUUACAGUGGGCCGAGGAGCACAGUGGGCAGAGGAGUGCACACCACGUUGGUCAGACCAUGGAGUGAGGAGGAAAGAAGGAGAUGCAUAUGUAAGAAAGGAAGAGGAGAUAUCCUUUGAAGAGCCAUCUAAAUUAAUGCUCCUAUUAUAAUUGAGUGCUUCUAAGAGCAAAGCAACAUGAGAGGACGCCUGUUCUGUGCCCACUGCUUCAAGAGGUAUUAUUAAGAUUAACCCUCUGGAUAUAGAGUAGACUAGUGUUCUUUGUGAUCCUGAUUCCGCUGGUUUCUAGAGUGUGUCUUGAUUUGUGUCUGGGCUGUGGUCAUGGUGUCUCAGCCCCAGGGGUGUGCUCUGCAUCGGACUGGCAGGAUCUGUCACAGAGGCAGCCUGAUCAGGCUCUUACUCCUUCUUUACUGCUCUCUCACGGCCGCCCAAGCCGCUAAACCCAAAGUCCCGAGCGGCACACACCUCAACUCCAUCCGCAUCGACGGGGAUAUCUCCCUGGGAGGCCUGUUCCCCGUGCACUCCAGGGGCAACGAAGGCAAAGCCUGUGGGGAGCUGAAGAAGGAGAAGGGGAUCCAUCGUCUGGAGGCCAUGCUGUUCGCCCUGGACCGUAUCAACAACGACCAUUCCCUGCUUCCCAAUAUCACGCUGGGGGCGCGCAUCCUAGACACGUGUUCCCGGGAUACCCACGCCCUGGAGCAGUCACUCACCUUCGUCCAGGCUCUCAUCGAGAAGGAUGGGACGGACGUCAAGUGUCUCGGCGGGGGGGCACCCAUCAUCACCAAGCCUGAGAGGGUGGUGGGAGUCAUCGGAGCCUCGUCCAGCUCUGUGUCAAUCAUGGUGGCCAACAUACUGCGGCUCUUCAAGAUCCCCCAGGUGAGUUAUGCCUCCACGGCACCGGAGCUGAGCGACAACACACGAUACGACUUUUUCUCGCGCGUGGUGCCCCCGGACACCUACCAGGCACAGGCCAUGGUGGAUAUCGUCAAGGCCAUGCGCUGGAACUUUGUCUCCACCGUGGCGUCCGAGGGGAACUAUGGAGAGAGCGGUGUGGAUGCCUUCAUACAUAAGUCUCGAGAGGACGGAGGUGUGUGUAUCUCUCAGUCGGUCAAGAUUCCCCGGGAGCCAAAGCCUGGAGAGUUUGGAAAGGUCAUCCGCCGACUAAGAGAAAACCCAAACGCAAGGGUGGUCAUCAUUUUCGCCAAUGAGGAUGAUAUUAGGCGGCUACUCCAAGCAGCCAAGAAGGCCAACCAGACUGGCCAUUUCAUCUGGGUGGGCUCAGACAGCUGGGGCUCAAAGAUAUCUCCAGUGUUACACCAAGAGGAGAUGGCAGAGGGAGCUGUCACCAUCCUGCCCAAACGCCAGUCCAUCAGAGGGUUUGAUCGUUACUUCAUCAGCCGCACACUGGAGAACAACAGGAGAAAUAUCUGGUUUGCUGAGUUCUGGGAGAACAACUUCGCCUGCAAGCUGAGCCGACACGCUUUGAAGAAAGGUUCCGGGCUGAAGAAAUGCACAAAUCAGGAGCGGAUAGGGAAGGACUCCAACUACGAACAAGAGGGGAAGGUGCAGUUUGUUAUCGAUGCAGUCUAUUCCAUGGCCCACGCGCUGCACAACAUGCACAGGGAGCUCUGUCCAGGGAAGGUGGGCCUUUGCUCUAGGAUGGAUCCCAUCAACGGCACUCUGCUGCUCAAACACAUCCGGAUGCUUAACUUUGCAGGUAUUGCUGGCAACCCAGUGCUUUUCAAUGGGAAUGGAGACGCCCCUGGUCGCUAUGAGAUUUACCAGUACCAGAUCAGAAACCAAACAGCUGAGUACAAAAUCAUCGGGCACUGGACCGACCAGCUCUAUCUGAAUAUCCGAGCAAUGCACUGGCCAGGUGGAGGUCGUCAGAUCCCCUACUCCAUCUGCAGCCACCCCUGCCAGGCCGGAGAGCGCAAGAAAAUAGUGAAGGGCAUCCCUUGCUGCUGGCACUGCGAGCGCUGCGACGGCUACCAGUACCAGGCAGACACCUACAGCUGCAAGAUGUGCCGCUUUGACCUGCGUCCCAACGAGAACCACACGGCCUGCCGUCCCAUCCCCAUUGUCAAGCUGGAAUGGAGUUCCCCCUGGGCCGUCAUACCUGUCCUCAUCUCCGUGGUGGGCAUCAUGGCCACUCUGUUUGUGGUGGUCACCUUUAUCCGCUACAAUGACACGCCCAUCGUCAAGGCGUCAGGCCGCGAGCUCAGCUACGUUCUACUGACGGGUAUCUUCAUGUGCUACGCCACCACUUUUCUCAUGAUAUCUGCCCCUGACGUGGGCAUCUGCUCCCUCAGACGGAUCUUCCUGGGUCUGGGGAUGAGUAUCAGCUACGCAGCCCUGCUCACCAAGACUAACCGCAUCUACCGCAUCUUCGAGCAGGGAUCCAUGUCGGUGAGCGCCCCCAGAUUCAUCUCCCCAGCCUCCCAGCUGGUCAUCACCUUCAGCCUGACUUCGGUGCAGCUACUGGGGGUGUGUAUCUGGUUUGGCGUGGACCCGUCUCAGGCCAUCAUUGACUAUGAGGACCAGCGCAUGGCCAAUCCGGACAUGGCCCGUGGCGUGCUCAAAUGUGACAUCUCUGACCUUUCUCUGAUUUGCCUGCUCGGCUACAGCAUGCUGCUAAUGGUCACCUGCACAGUGUAUGCCAUCAAGACUCGAGGCGUGCCGGAGGCCUUCAACGAGGCCAAGCCCAUCGGCUUCACCAUGUACACCACCUGUAUCAUCUGGCUGGCCUUCAUCCCCAUCUUCUUUGGUACCUCCCAGUCCACAGAGAAGAUGUACAUCCAGACAACCACGCUGACCAUCUCUGUGAGCCUGAGUGCAUCUGUCUCUCUGGGGAUGCUGUACAUGCCCAAGGUCUACGUGAUCCUCAGGCACCCGGAGCAGAACGUUCCCAAACGCACACGCAGCCUCAAGGCUGUGGUCACAGCUGCCACCAUGUCCAACAAGUUCAACCCCAAGGCGAGCCUACGUCCCAACGGAGAAGCCAAGUCCGAGUUGUGUGAGAGCCUGGAAACACAAGCUUUCACCACAAAACAAACAUACAUCAGCUACAGCAACCAUGCAAUCUAGGAGAGGAAGGCCAUCGUCAUUGCUCAGGAUGGUCACCUCGUGGAACAUUUUCUUAUGCAGUGGAAACGGGGGGAAAAAUAGAGCAAGAAAAUGGACAUGGGACAUGUGAGGAUCACUAAAGAAUUUCAUAGGGAGUAGCCAUUGUUAAGGACGGAGAAAAGACAAACAGAGAUGCAGGAAGGGACCCUCAGGGGACCCCAACAGAACAAAUACAGUAUAAUUGUGAUGUUCCAUCUUGUGUUGGCCAUGGCAGACAAGACAAACACUUCCCUCCUGGCCAGAGUACAGAGAGGAUUCAUGCAGGAUGGGGCUUCUAAUCCCUUCUUGUUGUUUACAUUUCUGCGUUACCUUCUCUUUCACUAUGACUUCCCAUCUCAAGCUGAAAAUUGAAAGAAUCUGUUUAGGUGUGUGCAAUUCGCAAUGUUGUAGUCUGCCAGUGUUGUCAUCAGUAAGUGACAUUGCUCUCAGUGCUUCGGGAAGUUGCAGAAACACCAGUUUAAGAGUGGUCCGUCCUUAAAUGUCUAGGAAGACUUUAAAUCAUGUAAUUGUUAAAAGAUAUACAUCUAAAAGUAUUCCAGUUUUUUUUUAAAUACUGGAUGGAAAAAAUUAUUCCAACAAUGCAGGAUACUUGUACUCCAUCAUAAAAAAAAAUAUAAUGAUGUUGACAACAAGGAAUAUGGUCAUUAUUGAUUUUAAGCAUGCCAGUUUGAACAUCCUGUGUUGUGUUGUUAAAAAAAUAAUAUUUAGAAUGCGUUCAAACUAUGUUGCAGUGUCGUUCCCAUUGUUUGGGCCUGAGCCUAUUGUACGUAUUCUCCAAACUGGUCUAGUGAUUGAUCUUUGUUUAUUUGUGCUAAAGUGAGGCCCCUAAAGUGAGGCCCUACAGUGAAAUACCGUAGCUGACCCCAAUCCAUUUCCACCAGCUAUACUCCUGGUCACACAUAGAGGUUUUCAUUUAUUGAUAUGAUUUAUUUAAGCACCAUACACCUACCAGUGCCCAGUCCACAUGGAAUGACACAACACUACUAUAUACAAUUGUCCUUUUACUCAAGGUACAGCUAAGUUGUACAGAUCUAAAUCCAUUAAAAUGGAGAUAAAGUAUGCACUGGCGAGUUGCCACACAGUAUUCAUUCACCCAAGAUGAUAUCCAUCAAGAGACUAAUUCAUCACACCAAAAAAAUGUCAUCUCUGAGGACUGUCAUGUUCUGUAAAAUGCUUCAGGGAUAUGUUCGUAUACUUUAUGACUGAUGCCUCAAGCUGCAGAAAAUAACCUACUCAAGACAAAAUGCAAAAGGAUCCAGUACUCAUUUCAGUCGCCUACAGCUCUCUGAAUAAAUACAAUAUAUGACCAAAAGUAUAUGGACACCUGAUCGUCGAACAUCUCGUUCCAAAAUCAUGGUCAUUAAUAUGGGGUUGGUCCCCCCUUUGCUCCUGUAACAGCCUAUGCUCUUCUGGGACGGCUUUCCACUAGAUGUUGGAACAUUGCUUCGAGGACUUGCUUCAAUUCAGCCACAAGAGCAUGAGUAAGGUAGGGCACUGAUAUUAGGCGAUUAGGCCUGGCGGGUUGAGUUCAGGGCUCUUUGCAGGCUAGUCAAGGUCUUCCAUACUGGUUUCAACAAACCAUUUGUCAGGCUGAAACAGGAAAGGGCCUUCCCCAAACUGUUGCCACAAAAUUGGAAGCACAGAAUAAUCUAGUAAGUCAUUGUGUGCAGUAGCGUUAAGAUUUCCCAUCACUGGAACUAAGUGGCCUAGCCCGAACCAUGAAAAAUAGCCCCAGACCGUUAUUCCUCCUCCACCAAUCUUUGAAUUUGGCACUAUGCAUCCAGGCAGGUA